GCGGCGGAGCCGGGAAGAAUCGCGGCAUGGAGCGGGCGGCGGUGGGGCCCGGGGGCACCUCGCUGGUCGAGGGGUUCAUUAAAUCGCCCCGACCGCUGAUGAAGAAGCAGGCGGUGAAAAGGCAUCACCACAAACACAACCUCAAGCAUCGUUACGAGUUCUUGGAAACGCUGGGGAAGGGAACGUAUGGGAAGGUGAAGAAAGCACGGGAGCGUUCCGGCAAGCUGGUGGCCAUCAAGUCCAUCCGGAAGGACAGAAUCAAAGAUGAACAGGACCUUAUCCAUAUCAGGAGGGAGAUAGAGAUCAUGUCGUCCCUCAACCACCCCCACAUCAUCGCCGUCCAUGAAGUGUUUGAGAACAGUAGCAAGAUUGUCAUCGUGAUGGAGUACGCCAGCAAAGGAGAUCUGUAUGACUACAUCAGUGAGAGGCAGAGGCUGUCAGAGCAGGAGGCUCGCCACUUCUUCCGGCAGGUUGUGUCGGCUGUCUACUACUGCCAUAAGAAUGGGAUCGUUCACAGGGACCUGAAGCUGGAGAACAUCCUUCUCGAUGCCAACGGGAACAUCAAGAUUGCAGACUUUGGCCUGUCCAACGUUUACCAGCAGGACAAAUUCCUGCAGACGUUCUGUGGUAGUCCCCUCUAUGCCUCACCUGAAAUCAUCAACGGACGGCCCUACAAAGGCCCAGAGGUGGACAGCUGGUCCCUUGGUGUCCUCCUCUACAUCCUGGUCCAUGGCACGAUGCCCUUUGAUGGCCACGACUACAAGACUCUGGUCAAGCAGAUCACCAGCGGGGAUUACCGGGAGCCCACGAAGCUGUCAGAUGCCUGUGGGCUGAUCCGGUGGAUGCUGAUGGUGAACCCGGAGCGCCGUGCCACCAUUGAGGACAUUGCCACACACUGGUGGGUCAACUGGGGCUACCGUGUGCCUGUUGGUGAGCAGGAGCUGCUGAGGGAGAGCAGUGAAUCCCCAUUGGCCACGGUGGCCGAGUGGCUGCGGCGCUCCUCCAGACCCCUCUUUGAAAACGGCUCCAAAGUGAGGUGCUUCUUCAAGCAGCACAUCCCUGGUGUGGCCCUGGAGAGGCAGCGCUCCCUUAAGAAGUCCAAGAAGGAGAACGAUGUCUCCCAUGCACUGCAGGAGGGGGCUGCAGUCCCGGAGAACCCCUCCAAGUCCAUCCUCAAGCGGCCCAAGGGCAUCCUGAAGAAGAGGAAUUCCUGCGAGCAGAAGGUGCCCAUCCCUCCGCCAACAGCUCCUGGGGGAGAGGCGAAGAGUGAGGAUGGGGAUGUGACUGCUGUGGGGCUGAGCCCGGUGCUACCCUCUGCAGUGCUGGGGGAUAGCGAGGGCAGCAGUGUGGUCCCUGUGGCUGUGCCCAAGAAGGGAAUCCUAAAAAAGCCCCUGAAGAGGGAAUCAGGGUAUUACUCAUCCCUGGAAUGCUGUGAAUCCGGGGACGUCUUGGAUGCAGGGAGCUUGGACCUUGAGAGCAAUGUGUUUGCUGACAACCCCACCACUGAGCAGGGCCCCCCCGUCCUUCCCAGCAGCCGGAAGGGCAUCCUCAAGCACAGCAGCAAAUACACCAGCAGUGCUGAGCCCCACAGCCCCCCCAGGCAGAGCUUUGGAUGCUUUGAUGAGGUGUCCCUGCCCAAAGCCCCCCUUGCCCCCCGCCCUCGCCCACCCAGCGCUGUGAGCGAGGACAGCAUCCUCUCCACCGAAUCCUUUGAGCAGCUCGACCUCCCCCCACGCGUCCCCGCGGGCAGCAGCGGGGCCAUGAGGGGCUGCGUCUCUGCUGACAGCCUCCUGUGCUUGGAGGAGGAGGAGGAGGUGGAUGAAGGGCGCAGGUUGCGCCGCUGGACCGUGACCCACUGCCCCAGUGCGUUGGGAGAAAGCUGUGACAACAUCACCGAGGUGUACCGGCGUGCCGUGGCCAUCAGCAUGAAGCUGAGCUGAGGGCACCUUGUGGCUGUAGGGAUGGGGUCCCUGAGCCUGGGAUGGUCCCUGCUGUGGGAAGGGGGGGCACAACCCCUCCUUUCUCCCUCCAGGGCUCCCUUGUGUUUGGGAGGGGGGGCUGUCCUGUGUCAUCCCCCCCCCCCCCCCUAUUUAUUUUGCAGCCUCCAGGAGGAUGUUGGAUGCACACAGGGUUGUGGGGUGGGGAGGGGGAUGCCCUGAGUGCACAUCUCAGAGAGGAGGGGGUGAUAAAAGGACCAAAGCCCUAAGCUGCCCCAUUGCCCCCCCCUGCUCCUGCUGAGGGGAAGAAGUGUUCUCUGUGGCACACACUGUCCCUCCCUGCUGCCCUCCAUGCAGAGAGGCUCAUCUCAAGGGAGGGAUGAAAUGGGGUGAGGGGUGGGAUUUCUUUUUCAUUGCACUGGUUUUGUUUGUUUUUGUUUUGGCUGCACAAGAUAACGGAUGGGGCAGGUAAUAUACCUCAAACAACUGGAAAUGUAGCAAGGUGCAGGCAGGAGGCUGUCCUGGCUGCAGGCUGGGGUUUGCUGGCAAUGGGGUGCAGCCCCAUCCUUCUGCUGCUCUGAGAAACCUAACUGGAAUGAAGCACCAACUGGAAGAGCGCACGCACUGUGAUGGUGAUGAGCUGAAGCUGCAGGAAACCCAGAGCUGCCCCACACCGCAGCCUGAAAAGGGGCUCUGAUGCCAAUUUUUCAUGGUGAAAGGAGAAAAAAAGAAAAAAAGAAAAGAAAAAAGCGCCUUUCCUAAGGCACUGCUUCUUUAUUUAUUGCCUCGUGUGUGAGUUAAUGUAAAACUUCAUCAGCACUGGAUUUGCCCAGCUCAGUAUCAGUCCCGUGGGUGACUGUGGGGUGGCUGUGCUGCACUGCUGUGUGGGCAAUGGCUCUGUUCCUUCCUCCAGCGUGGUCCAGAGGAAAAAAAAACAACAUUAAAUUAAAAACAGAAGGCGUGUGUUGGUUGUUUUCCUGGUUGUUCUUCCACCGCAGUGUUCUGGGGGAUGCUCCAGGCUGGGC
Lagopus muta (rock ptarmigan) is the source of this 2962-nucleotide messenger RNA. It is a transcript of the gene NUAK2, whose product is annotated as NUAK family kinase 2. The coding region runs from base 27 to 1940 and encodes 637 amino acids. Gene Ontology annotation, biological process: microtubule cytoskeleton organization; intracellular signal transduction; protein phosphorylation. The record is from RefSeq and is a predicted model, not a curated record. Gene Ontology annotation, molecular function: ATP binding; tau-protein kinase activity; protein serine/threonine kinase activity. Lineage: Eukaryota; Metazoa; Chordata; Aves; Galliformes; Phasianidae. Gene Ontology annotation, cellular component: cytoplasm. The transcript has 7 exons.